Wyeomyia smithii (pitcher-plant mosquito) is the source of this 7542-nucleotide messenger RNA. RefSeq lists its product as uncharacterized. The record is from RefSeq and is a predicted model, not a curated record. Gene Ontology annotation, molecular function: cysteine-type deubiquitinase activity; cysteine-type endopeptidase activity. Gene Ontology annotation, biological process: protein deubiquitination. Gene Ontology annotation, cellular component: cytosol; nucleus. NCBI's taxonomy places the organism in Eukaryota, Metazoa, Arthropoda, Insecta, Diptera, Culicidae. The transcript is spliced from 5 exons. The coding region runs from base 651 to 4328 and encodes 1225 amino acids.
GCGAAAUUUGCAAUUGAACUGUCGAUUUUGGUAGUUUUGGGCGAAAAAAAUCCAGUUUUUUUUCUCGUGACACGACUGUCUACGGAAAAGGCUCUCUCUCGCUCUACGUUGCUGUCGUGUGAUACAUGUCUUCUUGUUUUUUUUUUCCUGUUGACUUGCUCCCACAUUCAAAACUCGUCUCGUGUGUGCAUGUGUGCGUGUGUUUAUCUUCGUACGUGUGGCAUCUCCGACGAAGAGUGAGAAGAAACGUCAAAAUUUCACUGGUUUCGUUUUUCUCGGUAUCGGAACUCGGAACGAAGUUUAUCGUCAACAUCAUCAUUAUCAUGAUCCCGCGGCAAUAAGAAGAAAACGAGUGUACAAACUAUACUGACGUGCGUAAAUUUUCCUCUAUUACUUGGGCUGGAGGAGAAUUAUUUUUUUGAAUUGGCAAAACGGUGAAAAAGUGUUGCUUCUUUUGUCUGGUUAUAACGCAGUUUUACAAGUGCCUGCCCUCGAAAACGGAGUGAAGGAGAGAAAAAAACUAACAUCGAAAUUUCAAUGUUUGCUAGCAACAAAGCAGGCGGUGAUGGUUCUGGUGUUAGAAAAUUGCGUUGCUUUCACGAACGUGGCGUUUGCACGGUACAACUGCUUUUGGGCAAAGUCACCCAAAAAUGCUAAAAGCCACAAUUGAGCUCGAGCAGAAGGAUGUAAAUCCAGAUGAUAAUUUGGAGCCUAAGCUGAGAUCACCAGCCGAUUCACUAUCACCGCAAUCGUUCGCCUCAACCGCGACAUUCAAUCGUAAACCUAGCAGCAGCAGCAGCAGCAACAGCAGCUCAUCACCGAAAAGUGAAAAGUUGCCCCUAGGUGCAAUCAACAGCACCAACCAAACGCAACCACAAACGCAGGAACAAGUUCCGUACAUCAAACUCAAACGCUUCUGGAACAAGGAAAACGGAGGCUCUUACGAGGAAGAAGGGAUUAUCGGCCUAGGUCACAAACGGGAAAGGCUAGGCCGUGAGCCAUCCACUAAAAGGUCGCGUUUUCGGGAACUACUUAGUCUGCGUAUUCGAACGUUUCAGGAAGAGGAAUCCAAAAAGCAGCAGCGCAAAAGAAAGUUUUGUUUGAGUCUUGUAAACCCCGAUAAGUUUAAAGAAAACAAGAGACAGAAAAAGAUCGACUCGGAACAACCGAUCGAGUGCAGCCCUCCUGUUUUCAGCGAGGAAGAAAACGAGUCCCCACCAGCACUAAAAUCCAGUUCACGGGAAUCGAAUGAAUUGAGUGUUGGGCUCGGGGAGAUUUUCGCUGAAGAGGAGGUUGUACAAACUGACCAAAUUCAACCCUUACUUUUUUCAUUAUUUGCCGAAAAGACAAACAAGUGCUCUCCCCGUACAUAUCCUGGUUGUUUCAACAGUAGCAGCCGUUUGUCGCUUUCGAAAAGCUUCCACCAGCGGGUGGAGACGGAGAAUCGGGUCCGUUCUGAAGUGUUUCAACGCCCCCAAGCCAAGGCCCAGCAGUGUGCCAAAGUAGAACGCAGCGCUGGUGAGGACGACAUGUCCAUUCACCACCAGCAGCACUACCAUCUGCCGUGUACCGCCAGUGUGAACAGUAACACCGCCAGCUACCCGGAGGUUGCAUCGUCGACCACGUCAAUUCUGCUGCUGGCAGCAGCCGCAGAGGAGUCCGGUAAAAUGUCAAGUCACGCACAUUACACCCGUAGCAAAAUGAACGCUAUGCAGGGGCGCUUUUCAAUAAAUUCUGGUACCGAUAUGGCAGUUGCGACAUCCAUGGGAGAGCUUCCACGAAGUAAGGUAAGCAGUUUUCAGGGUCGGGUCGACACGGGAACAGCAACGGAACUGGCAAUCGCCCAGUCUUUAAGCGAAGAGCAACAGAACAACAUUUUGGCUGCAAGCACAGCAACUGCGGCUCCCUCAGCAGUUGUAGUCAAUCUGAACUCUCCAGCAACGUCAGCCAGUAUUGUAGCUGCGGCCAAUAUGAAUAAUUCAUUGGCUACACUGUGUAACAUAGGCAACUCGUGCUAUCUAAACUCGGUCCUGUACACACUCCGCUUCGCCCCAAACUUUAUCCACAAUUUGCAUCAUCUAAUUGAAGACACGGAUAGCGUGUACCAACGGCUAAGCCAGAACAAACUUAAAUCGUCAUCACUCGGGCGAAACAUCCCAGGCCUCCACGGCGCUAGUGGCCGAAGCUGGAGCAGCAAGGAUCUUGUUUCCCUGGGUAUUUCGUCGUCGGGGGCUACCAGUGGGACUGGUAAUUUCUCAUCUUCCAACAACCAGCAGCAGCAGCAACAGCAGGUGAGUGCUGUCAACGGAACAACCGGCCUACCAUCGGCGACAGCCGUCGCUGCACGAGGCGAGGAAAACCUGCCACCGAAAAGUAACCGUCAGGUGGUAACCGAACAGCUACAUGAGCUGUUUCAAAACCUGCACCGGAACGAGGCUAUCGAAGCGGUGGAACCCUUUCACGCCGGUAACAUUCUGCGGGCGGUACAGGACGUUAGCGCAACAUUCGAGGGCAACCAGCAGCAGGAUGCGCACGAAUUUCUGAUGUGCGUGCUGGAUAGCGUGCGUGAGUCGUGCCAGGCGCUGAUCAAAACCAUCACCGAUCACCCGGACGUGCUGAUUAAUGCUUGUCCACCGGUAUCGGAGUCCAUUGAAACGUUCGUGCCUGAGACGAAGAGCAGCCGCACCGGUUUGUUCUUCCGGCGGCGGAAGGAAUCGGUAAAAACGGUCAAACCCGUCAACGGGGGACUCAGCGGUGGUGGUGCUACCCUUCCGAAGGCGACCAGCAAUAUUAUGACCGGCGGAGGGGACAGUCCAGCAACGGUAGCCGCCGAACAAGUAGCGAACAACCUCAAGAAUGCCCUCUUUGCCAAGCCUUUCGCUGCUCUGGACGCCGAGCUGGUACGGGAACGGGUACAGGCGCUGGGACUGGAUUUCUUCCGGGAUGACUUCGAGGGGGUGACCGUUUCCAAGACCAAAUGUUUGGCCUGCGAGACGUGCACCGAGCAGAAGGAGACGAUGAUCGAUAUCGCGAUACCGAUCGCGGCCAGCGAGGUCAGCGAUGCCGCCAAAAAUCCGCAGCUGUUCUACCAGAACUCGUGCAUAACGCGGGAAUACUUCCGCGGAGACAACAAAUACCGCUGCGAGGUGUGCUGCGGUUACAGGGAAGCAAUCCGGUCGAUCUCAUUCGAAAUACUGCCCCGGCAGUUGAUUCUACAGUUGAAGCGCUUCAACGGCGACAUGGAGAAGAUCAACAGUUACAUCCCGACGCCGUUUAUGCUGCGGUGCUUCUGCAAUACCUGCUUGCAAAAGCCGGACUGUGAUAAGGCCCACAUCUAUCGGUUGUACAGUGUGAUAACGCAUGUGGGGGCCCGCAUGUCGGUGGGCCACUACAUCGCGUACACCAGCUCGCUGGAUGUGCACGCGGAAUUUCUCGGCUGCGGGAAGGACCGACGGCGACAGCUGUUCCUCUCGGGGGGCUCCAUAGACGGAGCUAUGGGGCCUAGCAGUGCGGGUGCCCUGGGCGGAGCUACCACGGGAGGCAAAAGUGGCAACGAAAAAACCACUUCCGGACAUUUGAAGAAACUGUUUAGCAGCAAGAAGGCCUCAAGUGCGGGUGAUAUGAGCAAGAAAAUCAAGAACAAUGUAGUGAGUAAGCUAAAUCUAAUCAAUGGCAUAGAAAGCUUGGGUCUGAACAACGGUACAGCAGCGAGUGGUACGAUUGGCAGCAGUAAUGCGGCCCCAUUUGGUUCCCAACCUGGCAGUAACAGUUCGAGCAGCAAUGGAACUCCAACCAGUGCGUUGCCAAAUCCUAUUCCGUGCGGUGGUUUGAACUGCUGUGGAAUUCAUUUGAAAAAUAGUCAUCUUAAUUUGUACGGACACAAUAGCAGUAAUAGUAGUUCUACAGUCAACGCUAACAGUGGUGGCAGUGAGGGUGGUGGUUUGACGGCCAUCAAUGGGACCUUACUGGACGGUGGAAGCGCCGGCGAUAUCCACACCAACUGUAUCAAUUCCUCCUCGUUGCUAACCACGGUUAGUGGUAGCGGGCUGUCCACCACCACGACGGCGGUAGCGUUCGAGCAGAGUCUAAGUCAGCAGUUGUGGCACAUGUGCGAUGACGACAAGAUCAAGGUGAUGUCGCAGGCGGACUUUGAAGAACUGUUGUCACCGAACCGAAGGCACGUCAUCACACCGUACUUGCUGUUCUACGCACGGUACGAUCUCGUACCGCGAGACCCGGCGGCAGCGACGACGGACGGCAGCGGUGAAACGAACCUCAGUAAGAUUGCUACUAGCGACUGCUGCACCAGCAGUGUCGAUCUCGACUAAUAUCGAACGCGAGAUCGAUCGGUAGGUUGUCUCUAGAGUGCAUCCUUUGUGUCCAGAUUUGUGUUUUUCUUUUUCUUUCGAGUAAAUUUCAUCUAGCAAGAAGCUACUGUAGAGUGUAAUUGUGCUGAAAGCUGUUAGAAAAGCUGGGCAAUGAUCAGAAGUGGUACAUAUAUAUUUAAUACAGUCAACGUUAUUUGUUCCCGUUAAGCUGUGGCAAUUUUAAUUCACAUUCAUUUGUUUGAGAGAGUCCACAAUCUAUGCGAAGUGCAAUUAAACUAAAUUGACAAUAUAAUUAUUUUGUCUGGUUUCGAGUCCAGGUUUUGUUCACGAACAUUUCUUAUGGUUUAUUCAAUAUUAAAUAAAAUCUUCUUUAUUUUUAUUAGUAGAUUUAUGACUCAUAAAUCGUUUUGACAAAAAUCAUUACACUGACAUUGUCCAGAGUCAACUAUAAACACAUGCAUAAUGAAAACAGCAGCAGCAGUUUAGAGCUCAAACUUGUAGAAAAAUAUUAGCAUCUGAAAAAAAUAUUAAUCACUGAGCCAGGCAUGCAGACAUUUGUGCAGGCAUCUAUUUGGGGUCCCGAAUUUUCCAAGAGUAUUGCAUUUAACGACAACAAUUGUAGCUGAUAAUAUUAUAGAUUUGCAACAACAGCUGUGUUGAUAGAUGGAUCUCAAAUCUUGCGCUGGACAAAUUUCUGUACAUCCGGGUCAGUAAAAGAAUCAACCGAAUCUAUUUCAUUCAAGUUUGAAACCGCAUACAGCCUGGUCCUUUAGAGUAGAGCGGAAGUACUUUAUAUUGAUCACAUAAAACACACAGUAUACCAAAAGAGAUUAGAUUCCGCCUAGAAAAACGCCGCCAUUAAUAGGACAGCUCAAGUUAAGAAGAGAGGAGCUUCUCCCGGCGAACAGUACUAAAAAGUGACUCUAGUAUCCCCAUCAUCUGCUGAGAAAUAUUCUAAACUUCUAUGUUAUAUUAUCCAAACCAACAAAAAGAGACAAGACAAAAAAAAUACAAAAUCAAAUAAUCAAUGUGUACAAGCCAAACUCGAACGCAAAGGAACUGCAAUUUCAACCUGAUCCGUUUUUGCAAAAUUAAAAGGAAUAGGCAGACGAAUUUCUAACUUUUGGGUUUUUUUUUGCCAGCAAAAAUCUAAAACAGUAUCGAUGUAAGCUAUAGGGGAAGGAAGCCCGUUUCUAUGCAGAAAAAUACUAACCGCAAAAGAAAUUAUACAACAAACGAAAUUCUGUUUGUUACGAGAAAAAGCAAACAAGAAAAAGGAAAAAAGCAGAAACACGGCGGAAAUCCAAGUAUUUUUUGUUUUAAAACUAUACUCCUUUUGCAUUCGACCAGUAUCUGUGAUCAUCGUUCCCUGCUUGUAUUAUUAACAUUAAUUAUUAUUACUAUUAUUUUUAUUAACUCUAUAUGGAAGAAAGAUGAAAAGUUACAGCAAAAGUAUGCGCAUAUAUAUAAUAUAUUAUCUAUUAUUAACCCUUUCCCGAACAAGGACGAGGACAGAAAAAAAAAGUUUUAUGAGACCGACUGGUGGUAGCUGAGCUGGCUUUUGCGAAUUAAUCCUAACUCUUCCAUCCAUCCAUACAUCAACCAACACCAAACCCCACCCGGAGUGUCCUUCCUCCGGGUCGGUGGUGCCACACACACACAUGUACAUGCCAAGCAACACUCACACACACACAAUCAUUACAAUCCAGCCGACGAAACAUUUAUGGCAAGAGCGCGAGCAAUAUAAGUCGUUCUUCCUGUGAACUAAAUCCAUGAUUAACACACUAUCAUCAUCGCUGUCCGAAACAGCAGGAGCUUACUGUAAAUAGGCUUAUUCUGGCUCGUUUCGUUUCGUUUUUUUUCGUAAAAGAAUUUUAUCAAACUAACUUAAAUGAUAUUACCGUAUGUACGUACAUGAAAGAGGGAUUUCACGGAAAAUUCACUCUGUCAGUUGUCAGUGAACUUUUUUUGAGUUUGGUGACUUAGAUAAUGUGAGCAACUUUGCAUACUUGAAAUUAAAAAAGUACUUCUAACAACAAUUAAAAUUGUAUUUGUACAAAAAAAGUACUGAAAAUUGAACAUUUCCAAAUUAAUUAAUUAUUAAUUUAAAAAAAAUCGAAGAGAAAUUAAGAUUUCAAGCACGCAAACUUGCUUAAAUUAUCGAUGUCACCGAACUCACGAAGUAUCACUGAAAUCUGGGAGCGGAUGUAACUCCACAGUUCCGUGAAACCCCUCUGCAGCAUGGCAUGUUUGAAAUUUACGUGAGGUGCGAUACGCACUUUUUUGUUUCUCUCACACAAACACGAAAGCGCAUUUCGAGUGAGUGAAAAAGGAAAACGAGGCAUCCGGAGAAGAGGUUGGUGAAUGUACACAUAAAUAUAUUCCGGAGGAACGUAUAAAAAAACUGAUGAUGAUAAUGCACUGAGUGAAAUUAUACGAACACGGGGCACGUGUUUUAAAACCCAGUUUUUCGUGGAACUAAUCAAUCCUAGUGUUAAAAUCGGUCGAGCAAAUAUUACUUACAGUAGGAAGGAACGGAAACGUAGAAGGGGUACGACAAGACGAAGUAAGCAGGAACAGGAAAAUUAAUCAAGUCAGUGCUAGGAAUCAGAGGACAACUGUACAGAUGCGCGAAGCUGUUGUAAAUAGGAAAAAAAACGGUUUUGAAGGUAUUUAUCGAGCAAGGCACUGAUCGGUUGCAGAAUAAGAUUGUAACAAAAUAUAUUUUAGUAACUAACAGGCAAAAACAAAUUUUAGUUGUUGAACAAUGGAUGAAACAAUAGCAGUCAUGUAGCGCAAAUCCCAGUUAUAAAUGAAGAGAAGACUCUGUUUAGCAGCUAAAAAGAUGUUCGUUCGUUAGGUGCGAGUUGAUGGCUGUGUCCCGACUAACAUGCAUGUUGUGGUAGCAUGUAUGUUCCCUUAAAAGUGGACACAGCUUGUCGCACAUACAAAUACACACUCACUUACAUACACACACCAAGGUCGAAGCAUAGUAUGUUGCAAGCAAAGCGAGCAAUUGAGAUUCUAGUAGUGGUUACAAGGCAAGCAAAAGAAUGAUGAUAGAGCGAGAAAAUUUCUGCCGAAUCAGUCAACAGCAAUUCGUUUGUGGAGACGCAGAGAGAAUGAUGUAAACGAUAAUAGUAUCAUAUUUAAUGAAUUUAAUAAAAACUGGAAACAGUUGUCAAAUAACAGAAGAAGCAAAAUAUCCCAUCUA